Molecule: messenger RNA, 372 nt
Organism: Penaeus indicus
Lineage: Eukaryota; Metazoa; Arthropoda; Malacostraca; Decapoda; Penaeidae
Exons: 1
Coding region: 1-372 (123 amino acids)
Source: RefSeq, a predicted model, not a curated record
AUGGGGAGUAUAUCAUCACUAUACUACUCUCAGUCAAACGGUCAUGCUGAGGCAUGUGUCAAACAGCUGAAACACCUCACCAUAAAGACUUCCCCGACAAAUUUGCUAAUGACAAAUUUACACAAGGUCUACUUAAACUGCGAAACACUCCACGAAAAGAUGGACGUUCUCCUGAACUUACUGCUUGGUCGCCCAUUAGGCUCUUUUCUACCUACUCAUAGGAGUGUAUUCGACCAGAAGUGGGAUGAUGCUGCCGACAAAUGCGACCAGAAGCGAGCAAUUCUACAAGAUCAGGCAGUGGAACACAAAGUAAUAAAACUCUGUGGCGCAACCGCCGAUUUCUGCGACCUAUCCCACAGCAUCUAUCAGUGA